Molecule: messenger RNA, 2336 nt
Organism: Panicum virgatum (switchgrass)
Lineage: Eukaryota; Viridiplantae; Streptophyta; Magnoliopsida; Poales; Poaceae
Exons: 4
Coding region: 939-1979 (346 amino acids)
Source: RefSeq, a predicted model, not a curated record
UGAAAUUCGAGGAACGGCUAUAAAAAAAAAUCGAGGAACGCGAUUAGGUUCGAUACUUCUCCUCUUCUCGAUUUCGAUUAUGACGGGGCACAUGAACAAAGACAAGAGCGGCAUGACAGUACGUCAAGAAAAGACACAGGGCGACGUUGAGGCCGACGGCGGAAAGCUGAAGUUUCUGCCGAUGGAGAAUACGGUACGCUCCUCAUGCGCCAUGCGAAUCGGUUAAUUUGUUGGAAGAUCCUCAAAUCUAAACUGUGUUCUAAUUCAUGCUCUUCCUCGGCGGCGGCGGCAAGACGGAGAAGGGGCAUAUGGAUGCUGGGAACCGUACUCGGAAAGAUAAACCAGCCGCAAAUAAACAAAAUAAACGCAUCGAGAACCAUACUCGGAAGGGGAAAGCCAGUAACUCGGGUUGCUCCAAAAAUUACCAUGUAGGUGAACCCCAGCAACAGAUCCGCUCCGACUGUAAGUUCAUAGACUCAUUUAUAUUUGAAAUCCUUUUUCCUUUUUUUUUCAUCUUCAUCUCACGUUGUGUAUGGCUUAUUCAUGUGCGAAGUCUCUACUAAGGGCCUGUUUGGCUCCAGGACUUUUUCCAAAAGUCCCUAUCACAUCAAAAGGAAUCUUACUAUUUUAUAUUAUUAAAUAAAAUCUGUUUAUAAAUGUUUUUUGACAGCUGAGUGCUUUUUCGCGAGACGAAUCUAAUGAGCCUAAUUAAUCGAUGAUUGGCUACAGUGAUGCUACAGUAACCAUUCGCUAAUCAUAGAUUAAGAUACAUCAUUAGAUUCGUCUCGCAGUUUAGCCCCAGGGUUCUGCAGUUAGUUUUAUAAUUAAUAUUUAUUUAAUACUUCUAAAUACUAAAAAGUCCCUAAGACUUUUUUGAAGUCCCUCAAUCUAAACACCCCCUAAAAAGAAGAUGCAGCCGUUGAGUCAGGGGGCAAAAGAUGCUGCAGCAGAGGUUUCUACAGGAAUGCCCGUACACGGACCUUACGGUGCGCUUCCGGUCAUGGGAGGAGAAGGUUGUGGCGAUUCUUAACGUGGUACGUCGUCGAGAAAUCACUGAACGAAAUCCUAGGACACAUUGGGAAGGACCUACCCGCUUCUGUGGAUACAACAUAGCCUUCUUCGACUUUGAAAGAGAGUCUAGGAUUGUGCACGGUCCACUUUUACAUGACAUUCCUCCCUCCAGACAUCAUUAUUUGGAUGACUCUGUCAAUGUUAUCACGAUCAAGGUUGCUGUGUCUGACGUCCGUUUCCCCAUCGAUGUGUAUGGUACCGUAUUGGCAAGGGAUGGGUAUGACCAUAGAUGCAUCUACGUAUUCAGGCGUGGAAGGGAUGCUCCGCAACACAUUACUAAGAAGAACUGUAUGCUAGCUCUAACAGGUCCAAAUCGAGCACUUGGUGGUAUAUAUAAUAUGUGCUUUGAGUUUCAUCUGAAGAUUAAGGGUGAUGGGGAAGUUGAUGAGGAUUUCAGCAAAGGUUUGAUGCCGUGUGGUUCCUAUCGGCCAAGUACUAGAAUACCCUCCACUUAUUCACUACAUAGUUACCUAAGCAGGAUGGACCUGAUGUGUAUGCUUGUUCCAUAUGCCUUGGAAGCUUCUAUUGGAGUCAACUUUUUGAAUGGGGAAUCUACUUUCACUGGCAAAAUACUUGCUUCGACUUCUGCAAGUGAUUCGAUCAAAAUGGUUCUGUAUGACAGUCAAGUGGAUGGCGCCAAGAAAGAAUUUGGAAGUGGUGGAUCUGUGUCGCUACGUCGUCAUGUAGUAUCUGUCGAAAGAGGUCAAGAUCUGCUGCUACAUUUUUAUAUGCAUGAUAGUUACAAUAAAUCUAGACGCCUUAAGUUUGUUAUAGCGAAUGGUGUGGAGGAGCGUAUUUGCGACCUAGGCACUUAUAAGCUGCAGGUGAAGAUCAUUUGGAAGGGUAUUUUCAGUCAGCAAGGUGCUAGUUUGAGGUCCAUUGGUGAUGACCUUGUGUUAUGGUCAUAAUAUUGGGAUGCUAUUCCGUCUAAGAGCAAGAGCAAGUUAUCGCAUCAGAUUGUUGAUGAGUUGGAUGAGAGCAAAGCGAGGUCCAAGAUAAGCCACCUGCAACAUGGACUCCAAGAAAGUUGGGCGAGAGGACGAAGAUGGGUCCUCUAUGAACGGUUUACUCAGUAGCUAUAGCCUAUUCUAUGAGUGUUAUUAGAUUAAGUGCAGACGAUGUGUUAAUUAGAUUGGCUUUACUGUUAUCAACCUUGCUCUUAAUAAAUGUUAUCAGGGUUGUAAAAUGGUGCGAUCUAAGAAUUUCUGGGUGACUUUGAUAUUUUGUCGGCAAUGAAGUCCACUCGUACGCAUUGCAGAACACUA